AUGGCGCUGACGAAUUUUAUACUGACAGUGGCCGGAGUGAGUGCCGUGGUGUUGCUGUUGAGGAGCGAUGUGAAACAAUCAGCCGCCAUCUUCCGCCGUAACGUCCGCCAUAUCCGUGGCUGGCUUGAAGAAGAGUCGUCUGCUGCCGCUAAGGAAAUCGAGAAGUCGAAGCCAAAGGAAAUGCCCGGAAAAGAUGCUCCCAAGGAGGAAAAGCACUAA
This is a messenger RNA of Striga hermonthica, 219 nucleotides long. The record is from the annotation of a GenBank genome assembly. Lineage: Eukaryota; Viridiplantae; Streptophyta; Magnoliopsida; Lamiales; Orobanchaceae.